Molecule: messenger RNA, 2653 nt
Organism: Labeo rohita (rohu)
Lineage: Eukaryota; Metazoa; Chordata; Actinopteri; Cypriniformes; Cyprinidae
Gene: dync1i1a
Product: cytoplasmic dynein 1 intermediate chain 1
Exons: 17
Coding region: 253-2139 (628 amino acids)
Biological process (GO): transport along microtubule
Cellular component (GO): cytoplasmic dynein complex
Molecular function (GO): dynein heavy chain binding; dynein light chain binding
Source: RefSeq, a predicted model, not a curated record
UCUGGAUAGGGAGAGGUUGGGUUUCUUAGUUAUCUCGAGGUAGCAAGGCGGUGUAUGAGCAUCUUGCCAUCUCUGAAAAAUGUAGGCCAUUAGCCUUACAUUUUGCCAGCAGCCUCGAUGAAUUUCUAAACGAUCGCAUCGUAUAAUAUCAAACAUGUUUUAAAUCAAGGGCCGUAUUAAAGCGGAUUGUGUGCAUCAGCAGUGAUACAGCAUAUUUACAGUCGACAGCAUCCACAGUGGGAACAGGAUAAAAUGGCUGAUAAGAGUGACCUAAAAGCCGAACUUGAGCGCAAGAAACAGCGCCUUGCUCAAAUCAGAGAGGAAAAAAAGAGAAAGGAGGAAGAAAAAAAGAAGAAAGAGUCAGAGACACAACAAAAGGCCGAAGCUGCUCCUGAGGACUCCGAUUUGGACCGCAAGCGCCGGGAGACGGAGGCUCUCCUCCAGAGCAUUGGAAUCUCACCCGAACCUUCAUUAGUCCCGACACCAAUGUCCCCAUCAAAGUCAAUGAGCACACCCAGCGAGACUGGCAGUCAGGACUCGGUUGAUGGAGCAGCUGCUGGCAGGACCUUGCAGUGGGACACUGACCCCUCUGUUCUUCAGCUGCAGGCUGACUCUGAGCUCGGACGUCGAGCGCACAGACUGGGACCUUCUAAGAUAACUCAGGUGGAUUUCCUGCCAAGAGAGGUGGUGUCCUACUGUAAAGAGACUCAAACACCAUUAGCAGCUCAUCAAUCUGAAGAAGAUGAAGAGGAGGAUGAAGAGGUCACAGAACCGAAAGCCGGCCCAGAAAAUGACCUGCAGGAGGAGGAAGAAAGCAAGGAUACAAAGGAAGGCCACCCGCGGGAGCUGACGGAGGAAGAGAAACAGCAGGUUUUGCACUCGGAGGAGUUCCUCAUCUUCUUCGACCGCAGUAUUCGUGUGAUGGAAAGAGCUUUAGCUGAGGACUCCAACAUCUUCUUUGACUACAGCGGACGAGACCUGGAGGAUAAAGAGGGAGAUCUGCAGGGUGGCUCCAGUCUCUCUCUCAAUCGUCUCUUCUAUGAUGAGCACUGGUCAAAGCAUCGGGUCAUCACCUGUCUGGACUGGUCCCCUCAGUACCCUGAGCUCUUGGUGGCCUCCUACAACAACAACGAAGACGCUCCUCAUGAGCCAGACGGUGUGGCUUUGGUGUGGAAUAUGAAAUUCAAGAAGACCACACCAGAGUACAUCUACCACUGCCAGUCUCCAGUGGUGUCGGUGGGUUUCGCUCGGUUUCAUCCUAACCUGUUGGUGGGUGGCACAUACUCGGGCCAGAUUGUUCUCUGGGACAACCGAAGUCACCGAAGAACGCCGGUUCAGAGGACCCCCCUGUCCGCUGCAGCACACACACACCCUGUCUACUGCGUCAAUGUGGUCGGCACUCAGAACGCCAACAACCUGAUCACUGUGUCCACAGACGGCCGGAUGUGCUCCUGGAGCCUGGAUAUGCUGUCACAGCCUCAGGAGAGCAUGGAGCUUGUUUAUAACAAGUCUAAGCCGGUGGCUGUUACUGGGAUGGCCUUCCCCACUGGAGACGUCAAUAAUUAUAUAGUUGGCAGUGAGGAGGGAACAGUGUAUACAGCGUCCAGACACGGCAGUAAAGCUGGCAUCUGUGAGAUGUUUGAGGGCCAUCAGGGACCAGUGACAGGCAUCAGCUGUCACAGUGCUGUGGGCCCUGUCGAUUUUUCCCACCUUUUUGUCACUUCGUCUUUUGACUGGACUGUGAAAUUGUGGAGCACAAAGCAAAACAAGCCGCUGUACUCCUUUGAGGAUAACGCGGACUACGUCUACGACGUGAUGUGGUCGCCCGUGCACCCCUCGCUCUUUGCCGCCGUGGACGGCAUGGGUCGUCUGGAUCUGUGGAACUUGAACAACGACACUGAGGUGCCCACCGCCAGUGUGACAAUAGAGGGAGCCCCCGCUCUGAACCGCGUCAGAUGGGCCGCUGGGGGCAAAGAGGUCGCCGUGGGAGACUCAGAGGGACGAGUGUGGAUAUACGACGUUGGAGAGCUGGCCGUGCCCCACAGUGAGGACUGGGCCCGCUUCGGCCGCACGCUGAUGGAGAUCCGUGCCAACCACGGGGACGGUGAAGAGGAGGGCCCCGUGGAGCUGGCCACGUAAACACAGGAUCAGAGUCAUCACCAACCCAGACUGAGCCUGAUGUAACACACCCAAUUAGCAUGUCCACUAGUACUGUGCUGUUUUCUCCAAUAAAAGGGAUCGUUUAUCCAAAACAUGAAAAAUGGGUUACUAGGGCUGGGUAAAAAUAUUGCAUGAUUCUUUUUCUCCAAACCACUUAAACCACACUGAUUCCGUUGGUCAACUCCAAUCAUGCAGUCACCUGUCAAGAAAAGUUCAGAAAUAUCUUAGUUGGAUCAAAUCGAUACAAAAAGUAGGUCUAAUGCUAUCAGGAUGUGCUACCAAAGCUAUACUGAGUUUACAGUUUAGGUUGGGGUCAAGGGUUAGUAUUUGUUUUAACGUUGGGACCUAUACAGUCUUUAGAAUCAGCUGAAUGAUGGAGUUUUGUGCUUAAAGGGAUAGUUCACCAAAAAAUGAAAAUUACCCCAUGAUUUACCAUCCUAGCUGUAAAUGACUUUAUUCUUUCAGAUGAAUACAAUUGGAGUUAUAUUUAAAA